Messenger RNA from Bombus impatiens (common eastern bumble bee), 1336 nucleotides. RefSeq names its product putative macrophage stimulating 1-like protein. The transcript has 6 exons. Bases 1 to 1200 code for a protein of 399 amino acids. NCBI's taxonomy places the organism in Eukaryota, Metazoa, Arthropoda, Insecta, Hymenoptera, Apidae. The record is from RefSeq and is a predicted model, not a curated record.
AUGAAAUUUUUCAUUUUGGUAUAUAAGAUCCCAGCAGAGAACAAAGAUGACAAUAAUUUUAUCGACGGAUCUGCUUUGAAGGCACUUAAUAAAUGUAGAAAUCCCACUCGCGACUCCAAUGGUCCCUAUUGUUACGCAUACGUCCCUUGGGAGAGUGUAACGAUUUCAAAACGAUAUUGCUCCAUUCGAAAAUGUAGAUCGUCAGAAUGUCGAAUGGCAGGUACGGCGAACGAUUACAUGGGAACACUUUCGAAAACACGUUCAGGACGUGAUUGUGACAAAUGGCCAAUCAGACCCAAAUUACCAGCGAUGGCCCAAAAUGCGUCUCGAGCAAAUACUACCAAAUCGACUCGCGUCAGAUCUGCAAAAAUUGGAGCAAAUGUAGCAGUUCCCAAAACCAGUUUGACAGUCGGUAGAGAAUAUUUCAAUGAUAGCGUCUUUCCAGAAGGAAGUGCCAAGAAUGCCAGUAAUUAUUGCAGAAAUCCAUCGCGUAAUAUCGCCGGCACUUGGUGUUAUACCAAGGAUCCUUUGGUGCCCCAUGAUCUAUGCAACGUUAGAGAUUGUGGGAAACCAGAGGAGUACACGUUCCUUGCCGUGGGAGAUGGCCUAGAUAGGCGUAUAUACGUUUUACCCGAAUAUCGUUCGGAAGGUUUACACUUUUCUGUGAAAGCUUGGGAACCGGAUAAUCCAGAUUCUGUCGUGUUUGUCUUUUUAGCCGAUGAUGGAUUAAAAUCGCGUUACAUCCUCAAAAUAGGAACGUCGAACAACGAAAAAGUACUUCUCUUUUACGAAUCGGAAACUACAGAAAUUUCCUUAGUCAAGAGGAAAACUCUGCCACAUUUGCUUUAUGUAGGAAAAUGGAGCAGCUUUAUCAUCCGUAUACCACGCGGACAAUUAUUGCUUUAUUACGAAGACGAUCCUACACCAUUGUUCGAAUGGACUCAUCCCGAUCCUCCCAAUGCUUUUCUACCAAUGUAUUAUUAUUAUGGCAGCGAACAGUCAAAAGCUGUUGGCUUCGCGUUCGAUCGUGGAUCAAAUUGUCAUAUAGAAAACACGAGAACUGAUAAAUACACCAGAAUCCUAUCGUUAUCAACAUGGAUUGACGAAGAAAUAUUGCUUCCUCAACAAGUGACUCUUCAUCUUCGAGGGGAAGGUGCAGUUCAUUUCCCUUUCUACCUGAUGCCCGAGACUCCAGGAUGAAUAUUCAGUUUUCAUGCAGCAGGCUGCAUUACUAUCCCAAAAUUGUACUCUCGACUUUCUGUAAGUUACACGCAAAGAUCUAUCGUUACCCAACCACGUUAAAUUCUUGUGAUAUACUCAUUUUAAUAAACACCAG